CAGCUGUGGAGUUUGGUAUGGGCUGGUUACUAGGUGGGGUUUAUCAUGGGUAUAAAUAUGCUCUCUGUGUCGUUUCAACGCCCCUGGAAACUCAGUCAGACAAACUUCUUCUCUCUGAGGCCACGCGAAAGACUCCAGCAGUCCCAUCAUGUCUUUCAUCCAAGCCUUCUUACAGCAGACGGUCUAUCUGGGCAUGCCCGAUGACUCAGUCCUAAAGAACGAGGGAACAGUGACUGCAGCACCCAAUUUCAGCCCCAGUGGAGAUGCAGGAGUCUUGGAUAAGGCCAUCAAGGCAAAAGGUGUGGAUGAGAGCACCAUUAUUGAAAUUCUGGUGAAAAGGAGCAAUGAGCAGAGACAGCAGAUCAAAGGAGCUUACCAGCAGGCCAGUGGCAAGCCUCUGGAAUCUGCGUUGAAGAACGCUCUGAAGGGAGAUCUGGAAGAUGUGGUGCUGGCUCUGCUCAGAACUCCAGCCCAGUACGAUGCCCAGCAGCUGAAACUGGCUAUGAAGGGUCUGGGCACAGAUGAGGAAACCCUGAUAGAGAUUUUGGCGUCACGGACCAACAGAGAGAUCCUGGAUAUCAAAAAAGCCUACAAGGAGGAAUACAAGAAGGAGCUGGAGGACGACAUCAGGUCUGACACCAGUGGAGACUUCAGGGCUGCCCUCCUUGCACUCUGCAAGGCCGGCAGGACUGAAGGAGUCUCUGAGCAGCUGGUUGACAGCGAUGCCAGGGCUCUGUACGAGGCAGGCGAGGGGAGGAAGGGCAAAGACUGCUCUGCCUUCAUUGAAAUCCUCACCACCAGGAGUGCCCCUCAUCUCCGCAAAGUAUUUGACAGGUACUCAAAGUACAGCAAAGUGGAUGUGGCCAAAGCUAUCGACCUGGAGAUGAAAGGAGAUAUUGAAAGUUGUCUCACUGCAGUAGUGAAGUGUGCUGGAUGUAGGCCUGCGUUCUUUGCUGAGAAGCUCUACUUGGCCAUGAAGGGUAAAGGUACCCGCAAAAAUAUCCUGACCCGCAUCAUGGUGAGCCGCUCUGAAAUUGACAUGAAACGAAUCAAGGAUGAGUACAAGAAAAACUAUGGCAAAACGCUCUACCAGGAUAUUCUGGAUGACACUAAAGGAGACUACGAGAAGAUACUGCUUGCUCUCUGUGGGGGUGAAAACUAAUAUCCGGUCAAUGGCAUCAAAGCUCAUACGACCAAAGAUCCAGCAGCAUGUACAGCUGUGGAAAAUGACCAAUAAUCUCUUGACACAUAUUGUGCCUUGUCUUUUCUCUCAUUUUAACAGCAGUCAGCAAAGUUUAGCAUGGAAUCAGCACCGCUUCAGCAGAUAUUUUCUCCCCAAGUUACUUUGUUUCUAGCAACACAGUUUUCCAAUGUGAUCUGUUACAGAUUUAGCCUUACGAAUAUUGAAUUCUCGUAUCUGCUUAAAAGGAAGCUAAAGUACUCACCUUGCAACUGCAAACAGAUGUACUCUAAUAAAGUCUGUGAUGUAUACAGCAGAGGCCACCUUGAAUAGGGUUGGAUAUUCUGCAAAUAAAACCUUUUUUUGUAUGAAG
Toxotes jaculatrix (banded archerfish) is the source of this 1553-nucleotide messenger RNA. RefSeq names its product annexin A1a (gene anxa1a). Gene Ontology annotation, cellular component: plasma membrane; cytoplasm. NCBI's taxonomy places the organism in Eukaryota, Metazoa, Chordata, Actinopteri, Toxotidae. The record is from RefSeq and is a predicted model, not a curated record. Gene Ontology annotation, molecular function: calcium-dependent phospholipid binding; calcium ion binding; cadherin binding involved in cell-cell adhesion. Bases 149 to 1162 code for a protein of 337 amino acids. Gene Ontology annotation, biological process: positive regulation of T cell proliferation; regulation of hormone secretion; negative regulation of coagulation. The transcript has 12 exons.